Plodia interpunctella (Indianmeal moth) is the source of this 1892-nucleotide messenger RNA. Its product is annotated as putative inorganic phosphate cotransporter. Gene Ontology annotation, molecular function: transmembrane transporter activity. The transcript is spliced from 12 exons. Gene Ontology annotation, biological process: transmembrane transport; monoatomic anion transport. The record is from RefSeq and is a predicted model, not a curated record. Gene Ontology annotation, cellular component: membrane. Bases 410 to 1855 code for a protein of 481 amino acids. NCBI's taxonomy places the organism in Eukaryota, Metazoa, Arthropoda, Insecta, Lepidoptera, Pyralidae.
GUUCUGUUGUUGUAAAUGUAUCAAUUUCUGUCCAAGUCAUUAUGGUACAGGCUCUGAACAGUGAAUAUGAAAAGGUUCCAGUUGUAGAACUAGGAAUUAAUGACUACUAAAAGUAUAUGGCGCAUCUAAUGAGAAUUAGCCACUGCAGUCUAUCAACCGCAAAACCUGGUACACAACAACCCAAGUAUUGUUGUUUGUUGGCAGACACCUAGACAAUGAGGAAAAUUAUUAUGACCUACUCAAGAGUCAAAUUUCGAGUUUCCAUAUGGAAAUAAAAAUAUAAUCAAAGUCAUCAACACAGGAACCCUCUUAUGGAUAUGGCGUGCGACACAUCCAGUCUUUACUCUUCUUAACUAGUAUUCUGAUUGGCUACUUAGCCAGAGCUCAUCUUGGAGUCAGCAUAGUUGCUAUGACUUACUAUGUUCCCAUUACCAACAAAACUUAUUCAAAUAAUAUUACUUUCCAUUUAAAUAAAAGUCAACAUCCAAAUUAUGACCAUGAGCUGAAUAAUAUAACAAAUAUAGUUAUAAAUAAUUACAAUGAUACUCAGUUUAUAGACGAUCUUGUAUCUAGAGAAAUGGAAAACGUUGCGAGUGACGAAAAUGGAAUUUACAAGAAAUAUUUUUGGAGCAAACCAAAUCAAGAAAUGAUUUUGGCUUCGUUUUACUUAGGUUAUUGCAUCAUGCAAUAUGGCAUGAGCAUGAUCGCCCAGCGUUGGGGAGGCAAGUUGCCCCUUCAGAUUGGUCUGUUUGUCAAUGGAGUAGUCUCUGUUGCUACGCCGUGGCUUGCUUUUUGGGGAGGCUGGCAGGCCGUGUGCGUUUGCCGCAUUCUUCAAGGCAUGUCUCAAGCAGGCUUCUUCCCGUCCAUACAAACUUUGCUGGCUCAAUGGGUGCCGCCUAAAGAACUGGCGAGACUAAGUAGUUUCGUCUAUACUGGGCCAGUAAUAGGGACAAUCAUAGCCUUCCAAUUUAGCGGUAUAUUGUCUGCAAGCCCUUGGGGUUGGCCAUCUAUAUUCUGGGGAGCAGGAAUAUUGUGCUUUGCUACAUUCUUGGUUGUUACUCUGUUCGCAUCAGCUACACCCCACGAACAUAAAAGUAUAUCGAAGGAAGAAAGGGAUUAUAUCACGCAUACAAUGGUUAACAUCAGUAAAAAGAAACCCAGUGUGCCCCUAAAGGCGAUCCUAGCAUCGAAGCCAGCUUGGGCCAUAUUCACGUCACACAUGGGGAGCACAAUCGCUUAUCUGUUCGUGUUCAUGCAAGUGCCAUCCUAUAUCCACUACUCUUUGGGAGUCGACGUUAAGAAUAGUGGUUUAAUUUCGUCUCUCCCAUACGUGGCGGGCUUCAUCGCGUCCCUGUCAUACGGAAUACUCUCGGAUUUCCUAACGAAUACGAACGUUCUCAGCGUGAAAAAUGCUAGGAGAUCAUUCAACACCCUCUCAACAAUCGGAACAGCCGUGUGUCUGGUAGCAGUGUCCUAUACUAAGAACGUCAGUAUCGCCUUGGUGUUGCUUGUGAUUGCGCAGAUUACGCAUGUUUCCAUUCAUGCUGGUUGGAUGGUAAAUUACAUAGAUUUAUCGUCCAACUUCAGCGGCGCGCUACUUGCUAUCGGGAACACUAUCACAAAUGUUCUAGUAAUGGGGCUGCCCGUGGUCAUCUCUUACAUCAUCGUUGAUGUGUCAAAUCAAAAUCAGUGGCGCGUGAUGUUCUACCUCAUGGCAGGGCUGGCCCUCGUCACAAAUGCUAUAUUUGUUAUAUUCGUGUCAGCUGACAAACAACCCUGGGAUCACGUGGACCUCCGAGAAAAAGAAUACAACGUCGUAGAUCUAAAAAAGGAAACCAGGAAGAGAAGUCAAUAAUGUUAUAUUAUUAUUAGUUGCAAUAGAUAUUUAUUAA